Molecule: messenger RNA, 666 nt
Organism: Ananas comosus (pineapple)
Lineage: Eukaryota; Viridiplantae; Streptophyta; Magnoliopsida; Poales; Bromeliaceae
Exons: 2
Coding region: 13-477 (154 amino acids)
Source: RefSeq, a predicted model, not a curated record
AGAGAGAGAGAGAUGGGUGUGGCGGCGCGGUGUGUGCUGUGCUGCUACGUCGCAACGUUGAUGGUGGGAUGCGGGUUUGGAGACGAGUCGGAGCGGCAAGCGUGGCCGGGAUACUUGUACACCCGAUCCGUCGGAAGAUGCACUCCCCAGUUCUGGAGCAGUGGAACAGAGGCAUGGCCUAACAUCGUCCACCAAGAAGCUGCAGUCUCGAAAGUAUUCGGGUCGAGGAUGCUGGAAAGAUACGAGCCAACUUUAACUCUACUAGAGGCAAUACGAAGGAACGACGAUGUCGGCGGCAGCGCCUACGCAAAGUUAGUGAGGCAAGGAAGUACAGCUCUUCUCAAUGCAUAUAAAAGGCCGGGGUUUCCAUAUGAUUCUUGGGAGGUCAAGACUCUCCUUUUAGAGGCCCUUGUAUCGGACGAAGCCGCAGCUUCCCAGGCCGAGCAUUUCGAGCAAGCAAACCAAGUGUGCUCUUAGGGCUCCUCUUUCUUUGUUAUUGCCUUUCUACUUAACACUGUUGUAAUUCCUAUAGGAACUUGGUUGUUCUCCCUAUCUAUAGUUAAGUCAUUAGUGGUGGUUAUUUUGGUGUUAGUGUAACUUUUGGUGUGGCUGUAUACAUAUAUGCUGUUGUAACUGAUCUUAGAGAAAGGUUGUUCCCUUUCAAAA